AUGAGCUCUUCCGCAGCUCGAGGCAGCUCCACCGCUUCGGCUGCCGCUGCCUCUCGAGACCGCUCACUCCGCCAGCUACUCGAUCCAACUGACCUACUACCCGGCCACACAACCGCAGAUCUGUACAGUCUGCGUCACUUCACCCUCCGAGGCGGCCUUCCAGAUUCGCCCGGCUGGCUCCGAGCACAAGCCUGGAAAGUGCUACUCGGCUACCUUCCUCCAGAGAAGAAGGAAUGGUCUUCCACGCUCGCCAAGCGACGCAGAGAGUACUACCAAUUCCUCAACGACCUCUCCCCUCCGGCUGAUCCAUCCCAUAAACCCAUUCACCCAAAUAAGCUCACCGACAACGAUCGACUGCUGGAUCAGAUCUACAAGGACCUUGUUCGCUCCCGCAAGAACGGUUUCGCCUUCUACCAAGCUUCGCCACAACCGAGCGCAUCCUGUCCCAUCGUACCGGUCCCCGCCUUCGACACGACGCAGUUGCUACCGACUGCUUUACCAGUGCAGCGUCUAGAGACUCGCGACAAUCUCCUGCACCGUUUGGCCGCCAUUAGCCAUGGAUACGCUCAGCAGCUCUCUCUCGAGCGCAUCGCUUCGACGAGCUCCUCAGCCGCCUCACGACAUUCUCCACCACGAGUCCUGCACGUCCAGACAGACACAGGCAAUUCGUCUCAGCCGAUGGACGAUCCGAUCAAAAGCCCCCCCAUUCUCCUUUCACCACCUUCGCCUGGUGGCAUGUCGCGAGAAUCAUCCCAGCACUCUUUUGCUUCGGCGAACGAAGCGCUCGAAAGCACGCCGACCUCGCCAGACCACCACGACAACCAAGCGACAAUACAGGCUCAAGCCGCAAUCGCCAGUACUCAUUCCUGCACACCGGCAGACGACCCUGCAGCAAGCAUUCCAACUCAACGCAACUGGCACUCGCUCCUGCGCAUCCUCUAUCUCUUUGCUCUUCUCAAUCCUAGCAUCGGCUAUGUGCAAGGUAUGAAUGAGGCUCUCUUCACGCUUGUCUACGUUUUCGGCUCGUCACAAUACCCUCACCCGGUCGGCGACACCCUCACACCAAGCAACUCGCAGACGGGAAUCGCCACCAGCGCCGAUGGCACAGUCUUUCGGUCCUGGGACAAUCAGUUCGACCUCGUCAACCUUACAACACAUGCAGAGGCCGAUGCAUUCUGGUGCUUCUCGGCAUUGAUAGGCGAGAUGCGAGAGCUCUACGACUUCGACAACGUGGACCAACACGCUCGCGGCGGCGCUGGCUCAGCAGUCCGGUCACAGUCCGGCAUGGCAGGUGCCCUCCGUCGCUUCAGUCUGCGAAUCAAGUGGCUCGAUCCACCAUUAUGGCGCGACCUCCGAGCCGCAUCUCUUGACCCGCAAUUGCCCUACUACUCGCUGCGCUGGCUUGCUUGCCUCCUCAGCACCGAGCUCUCUUUGCCAUCUGUGCUGCGCAUCUGGGACGCCUUAUUGGCGGAACAAGAGACGGCUGGCGUCUCCGGCUCGGCAAAGAUCGAAUUUCUCAUCGAUGUAUGCGCGUCCAUGGUGCUGCAAACCAAAGACCGCUUGCCGAGCAGCGAAGACGACCUCGACAUGGAGUCCGAAGGCUUCUCUCGCGGUAUGCGAGUCCUGCAAGAGUAUCCGGAUGACGACAUCAGCCCUGUGGUCGAGGCAGCCACUCUCACUAGGCAGCGACGCCUCGCGGCCGAUCUCACAGGAGAUGGGCCGCCAAACGACUCUGACGACGACGAGAGCGCCAACGCCAGCUUUGGCGCUGUCAAGGCGAGAGCUGCGCAGGCAUGGCGAGAUUGGAAAAGCCCUCGACAGGAUGCGUCUCACCACCCAGAUCGCACUGCGGCGCCUGCGGAGGCUGCUCCGCCAACUACAAAGGGAGGCUGGCUUGUGUCUCGGGCCAGACAGCGCCCAAGCCUGACCAGCACGGAAGAUGCCGACGUCUCGAUAGCAAGCAGUGCCGACGGCGCAGCCAGCGAGGCGUCGACAUCGUCCAAGACCAGCUUCAGUGGCUUCCUCGCCAAGUACGCAGAGGCUGUGCAGAGCAGCGAUGCUGCGGCCAACUUCUCAAAGGCCAGCACCAAUCUCACCGCAAAAGCUAUGGCGUUUGCCGAUCGCAACAGCCGCGAAUCCACUCCGGAGGCCUCGGCGUCUCCUCAGAUCAACGGAGGCUAUGGGUCGCUGGGACGUGGCUUUGCAACACCUCCGAUCGGCUCACAGAACGCACGCUUUUCUUCUCUUGGCUCGAUAGGCACGGGCUUCUUCACUAAAUCCCGAAGAAACGCCAGCGAGAGCGUAGCGCAUCCGACAGCAUGGGGAUCGCCACAUACGCCUGACAUGACACGCUGGUCGCGCGAGACCAUGGCCGACUUUCCCCUUCCAAAUGUGUCAGACGAUCCAGCUGGCCGCAUGGAAUACGUCGACACGUACGGAAAGCGCAUCAGCAUGGCGCAGAAUGGCAGGCGCGGUGCCUCGCCCUCGUCUUCGGCCGCAGGAGACGAUCACAUGGAGCGACGAGCUAGCGAGACCGGCACGAGCAAUUUUCCGCUCCCUAGCAUGAGGGCGGCUGCUCGCAUGGGCAUCCUCCCAUCGCGCAUCCGCGAAGAGUCUGCUAGCCCCAGCAGCCGCUCUACCGGCCCCAAGCCUCUCCUCUUGUCACAAUCUGCGCGGCCUCCUCGCGAAGGCAACAGUAGCCCGCGCUCGCUCGCUGUCGAUGAGCCAUCUCGAAAGAUCUCAUCUGGACCUAUGGCCCACAGCAUGAGUCGCGGCAAUAGUCACCAGGACAGCCGGAGCAGCGCAGCUGGCAGUCUUCGGUCGUCGCGUUCCGCAUCGGUAGCCGACAGUCGUCGCAGCUCGAUCGUUGAUCUUGGUGAGUCCAGCAUGCCUGGUCUCUUGGAGCUCGGUGCGUUGCCGCCUUUGCCAAGCUUGGCCGGGCAGAGCUCUGCUGGCGGCGCCAACGGCCAUUCAAUGCAUUCUGGAUCCUCCGCUGCUCGAAUCUUGCCGAGUGGUGUUGCUGGACCGCAAGGGUCGGUUUCGAAAGAGGGCACUGUGUCUGCUGGAGCUUUUGCAAGAGCCACAAAGACCGCUGAUCCUGAACGCGACCGACCCGAGUUUGGACACGUUACCAGCUCGUCCGACGUGCCGUUGGUGCAAGCUACGAGCUCGAGCAUCUCUCGCCCUCGCGCAUCCAAUAGGAACAGGACGUCCAGCUCAACAAUUGAGUCUCACACUGCUUCAACCUUGGGGUCUUUGACCGGCAACCAGAUAUCGAACCGCAGCAGCCAGACCACGAAUGUCGUUGACAGCCCAGCGGAUCAAAAUGCUCUAUCAAGCUACGGCUUCGUCGACAGCCCUGGAGUGUCUGAGGAUCCAAUCACCUACGAUGUUUCUGGUUCUCUCGACGAUGCGGUGACCAAGAGUGGCUGGCGCGCUGCUCCGCUCGAAGCAGCGACAGACCGCUACGACACGCCCGCAGGGGGAAACGAGUCACCAACCCGACCAGAGACGAUCCGCAAAUACACGUUGACCGACGAACCGCUUUCCUCGCCGACAACAGGUAGCACGAUCGUUCGAAGCAAACGAGUCGUCAAAGGCCGUCAAAACUCAUCCUCGUCGGUCGCGACCAAUGCUAGUCGCCGAUCGCUCGCCGCCCUGCGGAGGAGCAGCCGCAACUCGAUUGUCGAUCCAACACCGACGUCGCCACGGCUGCCGCUGCCUGAGGUGGAGGAACACAUGGAUGCCUAUGGCGGCAUUGCGGACGGAAUCGGUGGAGAGGAAGUGAAUGGGUCGGUGCACGACACUGACGAAAGAGGAUAUUACAGUUAUGCGGUUGCUGGAGACACCCCGCGCGAGCAGAGCGUGGACGUGAGAUCUCUGCGUAUUGGCGAUGACCAGCAGAAUGCGCCGACGUCGCCACUGUCAAUCAGUCGGAACGGUAGCGGUGCCCGGCCGUCGACUGAUCGAAGCGGCUUCAUCUAA
Messenger RNA from Pseudozyma hubeiensis SY62, 3984 nucleotides. RefSeq lists its product as hypothetical. The record is from RefSeq and is a predicted model, not a curated record. Gene Ontology annotation, molecular function: GTPase activator activity. The transcript has a single exon. NCBI's taxonomy places the organism in Eukaryota, Fungi, Basidiomycota, Ustilaginomycetes, Ustilaginales, Ustilaginaceae. Gene Ontology annotation, biological process: activation of GTPase activity; intracellular protein transport. The coding region runs from base 1 to 3984 and encodes 1327 amino acids.